Molecule: messenger RNA, 918 nt
Organism: Formica exsecta
Lineage: Eukaryota; Metazoa; Arthropoda; Insecta; Hymenoptera; Formicidae
Product: DNA gyrase subunit B-like
Exons: 1
Biological process (GO): DNA topological change
Molecular function (GO): ATP binding; DNA topoisomerase type II (double strand cut, ATP-hydrolyzing) activity; DNA binding
Source: RefSeq, a predicted model, not a curated record
AAUGUAACAUCAAUUAACGUGUAUAAAUGAAGCAAUCUAAUGGAAAAUAGUUAUAAUGCCGAUGCAAUAAAAAUCUUAAGGGGUCUUGAUGCUGUAAGGAAACGUCCAGGUAUGUACAUUGGUGACACUGACGAUGGAUCUGGCUUGCACCACAUGGUAUAUGAGGUUGUUGACAACGCAAUAGAUGAAUCUUUAGCUGGAUAUUGUGAUAAAAUUGAAGUUAGCAUAAAUAAAGAUGGUUCAGUAUCUGUAACUGAUAAUGGUCGUGGCAUUCCAACUGACCUUCAUGAAGAAGAAGGAAUAUCAGCAGCAGAGGUAAUAAUGACUCAACUCCAUGCUGGUGGUAAAUUUGACAGUAAUACCUAUAAAGUUUCUGGGGGAUUACAUGGUGUUGGAAUCUCAGUUGUGAAUGCAUUAUCAAGCUGGUUGGAAUUAACUAUUUGGCGCAAUAAGAAAGAACACUUUAUGCGCUUUGAAGAUGGUGAGUCUAUUGAACCUUUAAAGGUAGUCAACGAAAAUACAAACAAAAGAGGAACUAAAGUCACGUUCAUGCCAUCAACAGAGACUUUUAAUGGCAUUAAUUUCAGUUACUCAACGCUUGAAAGUCGUAUAAGAGAAUUAGCAUUUUUAAAUUCAAAUAUCGACAUUACUUUACGUGAUCUGCGCAAUGAACCAUAUACAGAAUCUCAUUUCAAUCAGAGCAAUCAAUCUAAAGACAAUUUUGGUACAGCGAAUUUUGUGCGGUACUUAGAUAAGAAUAAGACACAUGUAACUAAAAUUGCCAGUAUGAAAGGAGAUGCAGAAGAUCUUGGCAUCAGCUUGGAAAUAUCGAUGGAAUGGAAUGAUUCCUACUAUGAACAUAUGUUAUGCUUCACGAAUAAUAUAAGGCAACGAGAUGGUGGUACGCAUUUGGCAGGA